This is a messenger RNA of Thamnophis elegans (Western terrestrial garter snake), 4234 nucleotides long. RefSeq names its product leucine rich repeat containing 75B (gene LRRC75B). The record is from RefSeq and is a predicted model, not a curated record. Lineage: Eukaryota; Metazoa; Chordata; Lepidosauria; Squamata; Natricidae. Bases 1282 to 2169 code for a protein of 295 amino acids. The transcript has 4 exons.
CGGCGCCCGAGCCUGGGGGAGGGGGAGGGAGGCGAGACCGGCCUUUUUGUUCCCUCACGCGAGGAGGCCGAGGCAGCCGCGGGCUGAGCCCCGGGAAGGAAACGCCUCUCCGGCAGCGCUCCGCCUGAUGUGGCCAGGCGUUCCGCUCCGAGCGCGGCUGUCGAUGGGGCCGGCGGGAUGGAAACGGCGCCUCGGAAGCCCAAAGUCGCCCGCCUGGGCGGCCGCGGGCAUCGGGGACAAAGCGCGGCGGUGGCGCUUGGCUCCUUCAGCAGACGGCGGGCCGCCUGGGCUCUGGGAAAGGCGGGGCAGCGGGAGCCCGGCCGUCGGAAGCGCCUCCGACUCGAUGGGUGCGGGCUGCCCCCAAAGGAGAGUCGGGCGGAGGGGAAUGGAACUUUAUUGUCACUUUAAAUGUACGUUAAUCAGCACACACUAAAAUGAAAAUUCAUUACCUUCAGCUCUCAAAGAAGAGCCCUGAUGCAGAUCCCCCCCCCAUGCACGUGCGCGCGCACACACACACACAAACGUGACACGCGGAAACCUCACAGUCUAGUUCCACUGUAUACAGAGACGAAGUGGGGGUGGGGGCGGGGGUUGAGGAGAAUCCUGCAAAUUGACAAGAGGGAGGGCAUAAGGAACAAAGCUGUUACUGAACCUCAUAAUCCUGCUAUAAAUACUUCAAAACCUCCUCCCAGAGGGGAGCAACAGAAACAGACACUUGCCAGAUUUUGUACUAGCUGACAUUUCAGGAUGUCCCCCACCCCAAAACCAAGAGUCCUCUAAUGUGGAGGCAGAAAUGUGGCAGAUGUGGGCCCCCUUGCAUUGGCAUUGGGAUGCUGUGGCCAGUGCCAAGCAAAAGAGCUGCCGGGAUGGCAGUCCGGUCUUUCCAGGCCCACUUCCAUGGGGCAGACCAGGCUUUGUGUGACUGCUAGAGAAUGAUUGUGUUGUCCAGUCAGUUGCUUUUACUCUGUCAGUUGUGGAUGCAGUGAGUUUGCCUUUCUGCUUCUUAGUGGAAAGUGUUGCCCUGAUCCAGAGAGAUGCUGCACCUGAAACGGGACCAGUGGGCAAUGGGUGGGCAGUGGCAUAGUGUCCCCCACUUGCAUUCCAGGAUUUGAAGACAUGCUGGAGGAAGCAGUUUUGCCAAGCAAGCUCUGAUGGUGUGGGAGGCAGUUGUUCUCAGGCCAUUUUUUCCAUCAAAACGUUCAGUUGGUUCAGCUGCCUCAAGAACUGUGGCCAGGAUCUGGUGGAGAAUCUGAAAGAGUUGUAGGGGCCGCAGCUGCAAGGAUGCCGUCUUUCCAGCCUCUGCAGCUACCCCACAUCUGGGACCUUGGCCUGGAGGGGAUGUUCCUCAAUGACGUGCUCUACAAGAAGGCCACCUUCCUCAACCUGGUGGACCCCAUCUCCCAUGACCUCCUGAUGAGCCUGGCCAUGGACCUGCAGUGCCCCAAAAAGGAAUAUGAUCCGUGGAAAUCCUCCGACCGGAUCUGCCGGCAACUGAUCUACCACUUGAGUCCACAUUCCAAAUGGCAUCAAUCUGGGCUGCCCCAUCGCAAAUCCCACAGCAGGUUUUCUGGAGCAGCCAUCCUUCUGGAGCACCUUCCUCUCUUUUCCUUCUUCUCCUUUAGUCUGAAGAGCAGCCUGCAGAAGAAGCUCAGCCAGGAAGCCAUCCAUCUCUCCGGGGUCCCUCUCUCCCCACGCGACAUCCAGCAUCUGGCCAGCUACCUGCAGGACAGUGGGGACCACCUUCUCACCGUCGACCUGAGUUUCACCGACCUGAAGGAUGAGGAGAUGCGCUUCCUGAUGCCUUUCCUGCGGUCGCUGCCCAGCCUCACCCACCUGUCCCUCAAUGGGAAUCACUUGACCCGAGCCACUGUGAAGGACCUCACCGACACCAUGAAGGACAUGGCCAAAUUUCCCUCCUUAGCCUGGAUCGAUCUGGGCAACAACGUGGAUGUCUCCUCCAUGCCGCAGCCUCUGCUUGUUGGCCUACGGAAGCGACUCAGCCAGCAGACCACGCUGCCCACCAUUUACGAAUCCUUGGGCUGCACUUCCGAGGCAUCCAGCGAGCCUGAGACCAGCCUGCUGGAGGAGGAGGAGGAAGAUUUGCAAGGGGAAGAGGAGAUCCCGCCAGUGGCCAAGCACCGCUUCCACCAGCUGUCAUGUGAAAGGUGACUGGAGGUGGAGGUAUCCUCUGGAAGACUGAAACCACCGCAGUGGAAGCUCUGAUGGAAGAGAUGCCGCACCAGGCCUCACCUGCCCACUUCCUUGAGCCCUUCCUAACUUUUCUGACUUGCUCCCUUUGCCCCGUCCUCUUCCUCCUAGCCGGGUUUUCUCACAUACACCAAAUCAGGCCAGUUACUUACCAUGAUGCCACAAAAGGAGACCAUCCGGAGAUGCAGGGGGUGGCUGUUGUGGGGAGGCGCAUGGAGCAAGCCAGCCCUGGGCCCAUCCUUUCCCAGCUGUGCUGGGUCCACAGGCCCAGAGAGCCGUGAGAGAAUGACAUGGAAAGACUGAAUGGAGGCCGAGACAGCACCAGGAUGGCACAGCUUGCCUCCUCCCCCUCCUCCCCUCUGAACAAAGGGUGGCGGAAUGUGAGGCAUGCCGGUGUCUGCAGCCCAGACAUGUGACUGAUGGCACUGCAGGAACUCAAGGGCAGCUGGACGUGGGUUGUGCAGGUGUUUGUCGGGGGGGGGGGGCUGUUUGAAACAUCCCCUUCCCCCGUGUGUUUCUGCUCUUCGUGGACGUCUGCAUUCAAAGGCCUCUGUGCUUUCUGCUAUCGGGCUGGGUUGGGAGCUCUGCUUUAUGCCCAGGAGGAAACAGUAACCUGGGCAAGCCCAGUUCAGCAGAAAUACCUUGGGGUGUGUGAUUUGUGAUAGUAAAUGACUUUCAUGGAGGGGAUGAAAACAUUGUUCAGCACUUUGUUGGGCAAUUAUUUGGCAGAGCUGCAGAAGCCUUGUGUUCUCUAGAAACUCCUGUUGAGAUGUUCCCAACCUGUUUCUUCAUACUGGGUGUUCCCUCCUUUUGCCACCAUUUCAUUCAAAAGGAAGAAUGUGCACAUUUUCAACUGGGCCUUGGUGCCAGGAGAGCUUUUCUCAUCCAUCUAGUACAAGGAUGCUUGGAUUUAACAUCUCUUGCAAGGAAGACCAGCAACCUUCCUUCAUGGAGAAAGGAGAAAUUGGCUCUCCUCCAUUUAAUAAUAGAAAAAAGCCUCCCCCCCAUAAUCAAUCUGGGGUAUAUUAGACACAAGUGGGCUUGCAAAAUGCAUCAUUCAAUUAGAGAUUAAUAUCUGUGGCUCAGACUCAAGAGAGAAAACGGGACACUCUGAAGAAUCUUUUAAGACAAAAUGAACUCCCAGAGAACUUGGGCCAUGUGAUGAGGAUUCAAAGCACCCUUUCUGCUCCUGGUUGGUUUCAUUACAAAGUGUGGCCAUUUAUGCACACCUUUGGGGUUCCUUCCACACAAGCCCCCUUUUGGAAUCCAUAUCCUGUAGAUAAAAAACUUUUAUGAUGCAAAUAAAGUCUCUCUCCCCCUCAAAAAUGCAAUUUUCUAAGCCUUGGGCAGCCAUUCUUGAACACCUGAAAGGCUUAUUAGAAGUCUCUGAUAAUAAUUUAAGAGAUUGGAUAACCAUCUGUCCGAAAUGGUAUAGGGCUUCCUGCCUGAACAAAGAGUUAAGACUAGAAGGCCUCCAAGGUCCCUUCCAACUAUGUUAUUCUGUUAUAACCAAAGCUAAGAGUUCUGCUUGUAAGACUUGCAGAUUCCCAAUUAAGAGGUUGGGAGACCUGCAGGCAGCAGAGGAAAGAUGGUCAAAAUGAAUUGAACAUGCAGGAGCGCUGGUCAUCUUCAGAGAGAGGCAAACUUUCUUUUCUCAAUUUGUAAUAUGAUACGCUCCCUUAAAAUGAAAUACCCUAUUCUGGUCUAAAAGGUUUUAUAACCUCUGAGACCAAACCAAGCACUUCAUCCUCUACUUAUCUCUCCAAACCAUGCUCAAAGAUAACUAAAAUUUUAGAAGCAUACAAGUGAACACAAAAAUACUUGCUAGAUAAACCUUUUAAAGUUUUAUUCUGCAUUUUGCAAAGAUUGGAAGAAAAAAAAUCAAUUCUUACAUUAAGGAAGCACUAAUGAGAGGUCUUAUACCUUACCAUGAUUUAGAUUUUAUGGAUCAGUCUGUUUUUAUUUUAUGCAUUACCCAGAGAUCUGAGUUUACUGAUUAAUCAAAAGUACAAUAAAUUAUUUUAAA